Messenger RNA from Olea europaea var. sylvestris, 783 nucleotides. RefSeq lists its product as uncharacterized. The transcript has a single exon. The record is from RefSeq and is a predicted model, not a curated record. Lineage: Eukaryota; Viridiplantae; Streptophyta; Magnoliopsida; Lamiales; Oleaceae. Bases 135 to 662 code for a protein of 175 amino acids.
UUGUAUUCUCUUAGACUCUGACACACCUUUUUUUCCUCUUAUUAAUUCCAUUAUAAAUUUCAACCGCGCUUUCGAUCUCAUCUAUAUAGAGAACUGUGAAAGCGGUUUGUGUCGUUUUCGGGCUUUUCCAGGCCAUGGCAGAUGUGCAAAGGAGAGGCAAAGCAUUGGAAGAUGAAGAUUUUCAAGAAAUAGAGGAGUGGCCUUCGCUCAAUGAGUUCUCAAAGGGGAAAAAAUCCAAAAAAUAUUCUUCCAGUUCUUCAUCGUCUAUGUCUGCAUGGGAUUUAUCUUCUGCACCAACAGUGAUCCCAAAAGCAAACAGUGGCAGCCAUGAACAAGUGGUAACCGGCAGAACUGGCUGGCUGUCAUCGGCUCUGGUGGACAUUCCCGACUGGUCGAAGAUCUUAAAGAGGGAUUCAUCAAACCAAGAAUUAUGGGAUGGUGAAUGUGAUUCUGAUGAUGGUACUAGGAAAAGAUUGUUCGAUGAUUUUGAGACUGAAGACGGCAAAGAAAUGGUUCCACCGCAUGAAUAUUUAGCCCGGAGACUCGCCGUAACUCAGAUUGCUUCAUUUUCAAUGUUAGAAGGUGUUGGAAGUACCCUCAAGGGACGAGAUCUCAGCAAGUUAAGGAAUGCCAUUUUAACCAAAACCGGUUUUCUUGAAUGAAACCUCCAUGUCUACCACCGUCUAGACGGCUCGAUUUGUGUGUCCCGUCUGGUCAUUUCUUCAUUUUUUUUCUCGUGUUACUAGGGUUGCUGAAUAUUUACUGAUUUUAACAUUUACCGCA